AUGUCUAAUCCAUUCAUAAAGAAUCCAAAUGCUUCAAACCAAUCAUUACCUGGAACUUCAAGUGCAAAUAAUAAUUCACCAUUUGCCAUUUUAGGAACAGGUGCUGAUAUUGCAGCUCCAAGAAAUGCAAUUGGCUCCACUCCACAAUCUGGUAAUAUAUCAAGAGCUCCAAGUUUUAAUUCUCCAAAGAUGCAUUAUAAUCCUUAUGGUGUUAAUGGUCCAUCUUCAAGAACACCUUCAACUUAUUCCACUCAUACUACAAUGAAUGGAAGUGAUUCUGGUGGCGAUGAUGAAAAAAAGACUUUAUUACCAUUACCAAUUCAUGACCCAAAUGAUUAUUUACCAGAAGAUUUAAAACAAGAAUUUAAUAGUGUUAAUGAAGAGUAUCAGAUCCCUGAAAAGGGGUCCAAAAAAUUGGGUGAUGGUGCUUCAUCACAAGUUAUUUGUGUUACUGAUAAGAAGACUCAUAAAUUGUAUGCUUUUAAAAAAUUCUGUCUAUUACAUAAUGAAGGUGCUGAGGAAUUUUAUAAAAGAGCAAUGAAGGAGUUUGUUAUAGCUAAAAGAUUAAGUUCAAAUAAACAUAUCGUGGGGACUUAUUAUGUUUUAAAAGCUCAAACAACUGUUAAUAUAACUAGAGGUUGGGGGUUCAUAUUGGAGUAUUGUAAAGGUGGUGAUUUAUUUUCAUUAAUUGCAAGAACAGGUUGGAAACAACAUCCAUUGGCUGAAAAAUAUUGUAUUUUCAAACAAGUUGCAUUUGCUAUUAAAUAUAUGCAUUCUCAAGGAAUUGUGCAUAGGGAUUUAAAACCUGAAAAUGUUUUGAUUAAUGAAGAUGGUUGUGUUAAAUUGACGGAUUUUGGUGUUGCUGAAUAUGGUCAUGAAAUUCCUGAUGAUACUUCAUCUCCAGUCAAACUUUUAAACUCUUAUGUUGGAUCUCCACCUUAUGUUCCACCUGAAAGUAUGAGUUGUAAAACUACUUCAACAACAAAUGGUUCAAACAAUUAUUAUGAUCCUUUCAAAUUGGAUCUUUGGGCUUUAGGUAUGGUGUUAUUUUGCAUUGCUUAUCAAGGUACUCCAUUCCAAUCUGCUUCAAGUUCAGAUGCUCAAUAUAGAGAUUUCUUGGUUUCUUAUUCAACUUAUCUUUCUUCAAAUCCAAGUUUUAAAUAUGGUGAUAAAAAUCAUGGUCCAGGUUCUGAAUUUAGAUAUGCUAAAGAUUUCCAUUCCACUGGAGCUGCAAGAGUUGCUUGGAAAUUGUGUGAUCCAGAUCCAAAGACAAGAUAUACAAUUGACCAAUUGUUUAAAGAUCCUUGGUUUCAA
Molecule: messenger RNA, 1314 nt
Organism: Hansenula anomala
Lineage: Eukaryota; Fungi; Ascomycota; Saccharomycetes; Phaffomycetales; Wickerhamomycetaceae
Exons: 1
Biological process (GO): mitotic DNA damage checkpoint signaling; protein phosphorylation
Cellular component (GO): cytoplasm; nucleus
Molecular function (GO): protein serine/threonine kinase activity; ATP binding
Source: RefSeq, a predicted model, not a curated record